Cryptotermes secundus is the source of this 3251-nucleotide messenger RNA. Its product is annotated as ankyrin repeat domain-containing protein 27. The transcript is spliced from 12 exons. Gene Ontology annotation, molecular function: guanyl-nucleotide exchange factor activity; SNARE binding. The coding region runs from base 153 to 1631 and encodes 492 amino acids. Gene Ontology annotation, cellular component: transport vesicle; late endosome; early endosome. The record is from RefSeq and is a predicted model, not a curated record. Gene Ontology annotation, biological process: early endosome to late endosome transport. NCBI's taxonomy places the organism in Eukaryota, Metazoa, Arthropoda, Insecta, Blattodea, Kalotermitidae.
GGUGAAUUGUUACAGUGUCGCCAACAUUUCAGUGCUAUCUAAGGGGUAAAGAAUGUGUUAACAAUGGUUAAACGACGAAGGAUGACGAAUGACAAUGUUAAGUUAAAUGUGAUGUUAUAAAUUCGUAAUAUAUUUAUUAGAAAACAAUUAAAAUGGCCACAGAUGAAAUAGAGUACAAUGCAUACUAUCACACUUUGCAGAAUAAAUUUAGAAGGAAAUAUGAACAAGCUUUAUCUAGAUGCUGGAUGAUUUGUGUUCCAUGCUCCAGAGCAUUACGAGGGCUUAACAUUACAGAGGAAUUUGUAGAACUCCAUAUUCUCAGACCAUCACCUUCGUUUUCAAGCCAUUAUGCUAGCACAGAUGAGGGUAGCAGCCAUAUUUUUGAGUUAAAUGGUGAUUCACUCAUACUACACAAAGCUCCUGUUCAAAUUGCAGAAAAAUAUGCAGUGAAAAUAUUGUCUGUUGAAAGUGGAUAUAACAAGGAAUAUCAGCAAUAUAAGAUUUUGAUCACAGAUAAACCACUGAGUCCAAAAUAUCAAUCACAACCAGUAGAAGAUGAUGGUAUACAACUGAGAAAAAUAAAUUCACUUGCAGAUGCUGUUGGAUUCCUCACUCACUUUCCAGUUCAUAUAGAGGUACUGAUUAAAUUGGGCCCAGAAUUACAGCAGCUCUGUUCUUCAUUGCUGUCUGACUCUCUGCAAGUUGUGAGAGAAAAAGUACAUGAUACAAUGAGCUGCUAUUGGAUGACUCUCCUCAAGACACACCCAUUGGACAGGCAAAGAGAUGCCCACUUCCAGAACUUGCUUAGCAUUUCACUUGAGAACUUCAUUAUGAGCCGCUUACAUGACCUGGUGUUCCAAAUGGUGUGCAACAAGCAUAAUGAAGAUGAUGCACAAAUACUUGGCCUAGUGAAGGAGCUGGCAUCAGCAGGUGUUACUGCAGAUCAGCUAGGAGCACCAGAGGACUUUGCUAUUCCACUUCCAGCAGCUGUGGUUGAGCUGGCAUCUCUAGAUAGCCUAAACUGCCCGGUUGAUAAGCUUUCUUGUCUUCGGACCACCCUUGAUUUAAUUCUUGCUGAAUUGAAAGGAGCUAUAGUUGAUGCACACAGUGUACUUUCAAAAGACAGUCAGAUGCCAACACUGAUGACAGAUGACUUGAUUCCCCUUUUGGUUACAGUCAUUAUACAAGCAAAACCUCUACAUAUGGCAUCCAAUUUGUAUUACAUGGAGAAUUUUCAGUGGACCUUAUCACCAAGUGAUGCCACCAGUUUCAGUCUUGUAACAUUUAAAGCAGCCAUUCAAGAAUUACUGACCCUAAAACCAAAAGAACUGAGACCUCGCAGUGAGAAGGUGCGCAGAGAAUUGCGGCUGGAGGACCUGAUGAAGGUAACAGUUGAAGUAGGACAAAGGUUUGAAAGAAGCGGUGAAAGACGAGAAGAGAUUCCCAUAUCCCCAUUGGAUCGCCAAAUGGAAAGAAUAACUGCAAUGAUAGAAGCUUCCACACAGGAUUUGAAUGAUGAAACUUUACACCUUACUGAAGAUGUAGAUCAAAACAAACAUGUAACUGGGGGAUUUCUGUCAAGCUUGCAGUCUAAUUUAGGAACAUGUUUCACAAAUCAAGAAGAAUAUUGAACAGUCCAUGUGGUGGUGGUGAGACAAGCUACUGUUUCUCCUCUUGGUGUCGGUCUCACACAUUUUCUUACCAUUGAUAGGUGUAUUUAUAUUCACUUGCUUAACACUAAGAGGGGAAACCCUUUACUGUUUACAGCAGACUCUCAGUUAUCCACCUUGCAGACUAACCACAGGACUUAUACAAUCCUUUAGUUGUUAUCUGUAACAGUAAAAUGUAUGGCAAGGCUUGGCAUGGUAAUCAAAGGGUUAAUUGGAGAGGAUGGAAUUUCUUGUUACCUGGAGCAGCAUUUAGACUUGUGCUGGUCCUGUUCUUAGGCACAGAAAUCUGGGACAUUUUAUCUAGGCCACCAGGUUCCCACAAAUUUGGAAAUUUUAGUUCUGCUUAAUUAUUACUCCUUAUAGAUUUCAAAAUUUUAUAUCUGUUUCAUGCUUUUACUGUAAACCUGCUGAAAAUGUAAGAAACUUUCUGUGGGCUUAUGUUUCAUAGUUAUAAAUUUAAAUGGUAAUUGUCAGGAACUGUUGGUAAUUUCAUUUUUGGAUCUGUAGUUGGUAACAUUAACCUAUACUUAUAACGUUAGGUGUGCAGGGGUCAGCAGAAACAUAUUUACUCAUCAAUGGAAAUAGAAAAACUGUGGCUAGUGAGAAAAUGUGUGCUGUAUAUAAACGUUUUUCUUACUGAAAUGUUCAAGUACCUGACAAGUGAAGUUCUUUAUUGCAGAUCCCUACUCAUAUAUACAUACAAUUAAGUCUAUAUAGUGAUUGGAUGUAAAGAGAUGUCAGGAUUUGUCUGCUGAGACUUUUUGCUUUAUGUCUUGUCCAGAAUGUCUGUGAGACCCAGUUGGGGCCUUGAUUGUGAAUUGUCUAUAUCAACAAAGUUUCUAGUAAUGGACAUGCAAUUUGCAACAGUGAGCUGAAGAGCUGUAGAUGAAGUAUGAUUUUAUAUAGGACCAGCUUAUGAUUUUGAAGGAAGAAAAGCACCAGUUUAAAAAAUGUAUACAUUUUAGAACAACAGCUAUGGAGUUCUGAUCUAUACUGUGUUUUUACAGAGAAUAUUUUUAAUGUGGAAAAUGUCACAGCAUUGUGCUGGCCAUCUAAGGAGCAGAACGUUGCUUCUUGGUGUUUUGCAUUGCUAUUGCUUAAAACACCAAGGGCUGUAGAUAAUUUGCUCAUAAGAAAUAUUCCCUGUAUAUUAACUCCUUAAAGACUUACUUCAAAAUGCCAUUGUGGCUGCAUUUAAAUGAUGAAAGGUUCUUGCUGUUACAGUAUGAUUAAAGAAACUAUUAAUUUUAGACAUUCUUCGGUGUAAAUCAAUAAAUAAAAUGAAUCUUCUAUGGUCAAAGAAAGAACACAGAUAGUACCUAAUGAUGGUAAAGUGAAAUACUUGGAUAAUCUAAGUGCAAUUUUAAAACGCUUUGGAGACAUGGUACAGCUGUUUGAAUAGAGUGACUAGCCACAUCUCAGAAACAACUUUAGUUGGGAAAUAUUCCUUCUAGUUAGUUCUAAGCUUCCAAGCAAUUGCAAUAUCCUAACUGUUAAAAGUGAGUUCAGGUAUUGAAGAGGUGGAUUUGAAGCUCCUUAUAUACAAGCAUCAGUGUUACAUCAUCUCAUGUGAACUGUAUU